AAAAAGAGUGGGACGAAAAAGAGAGAGAGAAACAGAAGCAAUGGUAGGUUGGAGGAGUAGCGAAGAUUGAGGAGGAAGGAAGUGUAUAUGGAUGGUGGAGGUACACUCGUUGAUGGCAUUCAUCGAUUCUUUCAUCGUACCACUUCUAUUAACUCACUUCAUCACCACAACAACAAUGAUCUUCUUAAUUCAAACAACCUUAACAAUGCUAACAACAACAACCCCUCUCCAUUGAAUCUUUCUCAAAGUUCCUUACACAUUCCCAUUUCAUACUUUCUUCUAUGGAUCGAAACAAAAAGGGUGCAGGAGAGGUAGAAUUUUUUACCGAGUAUGGAGAGGCAAAUCGGUACCAAGUCCAAGAAGUUGUUGGGAAAGGAAGUUACGGUGUUGUGGUUUCUGCCGUGGAUACUAUUACUGGGGAAAAAGUUGCAAUUAAGAAAAUCAAUGAAGUUUUUGAGCAUGUAUCGGAUGCCACACGGAUACUAAGAGAAAUUAAACUUCUUCGUUUGCUACGACAUCCUGAUAUAGUAGAAAUUAAACAUAUAAUGCUUCCACCUUCACGAAGAGAGUUCAAGGAUGUCUAUGUUGUGUUUGAGUUAAUGGAAUCUGACCUUCAUCAAGUAAUUAAAGCAAACGAUGAUCUUACUCCCGAGCACUAUCAAUUUUUCUUGUACCAGCUUCUUCGGGGCCUGAAAUAUACACAUACAGCCAAUGUGUUUCAUCGUGAUUUGAAGCCAAAAAAUAUUCUAGCUAAUGCUGAUUGCAAAUUAAAAAUAUGUGAUUUUGGGCUUGCUCGAGUUUCAUUUAAUGAUGCUCCGUCAGCUAUAUUCUGGACUGACUAUGUUGCGACUCGGUGGUAUCGUGCACCUGAACUAUGUGGUUCUUUUUUCUCAAAAUAUACUCCAGCAAUUGAUAUUUGGAGCAUUGGAUGCAUAUUUGCAGAAAUGCUUAGUGGCAAACCAUUGUUUCCUGGGAAGAAUGUAGUGCACCAAUUGGAUCUCAUGACUGACUUGCUUGGUACUCCUCCUGCUGAAUCCAUUUCGAGGAUUCGAAAUGAGAAGGCUAGAAGGUACCUUAGUAGCAUGAGGAAAAAGCAACCAGUUCCAUUCUCCAAAAAAUUUCCAAAUGUAGAUCCAUUGGCUCUUAAUUUGCUGGAGCGUUUACUCGCUUUUGAUCCUAAAGACCGUCCAUCAGCUGAAGAGGCACUAUCUGAUCCUUAUUUUCAUGGUUUGUCAAAUGUGGACCGUGAACCAUCCACUCAACCCAUUUCGAAGCUCGAGUUUGAAUUUGAGAGAAGAAAAUUGACCAAAGAUGAUGUUCGAGAAUUGAUAUAUCGAGAGAUUUUAGAGUAUCAUCCCCAGAUGCUCCAAGAAUAUCUUAGUGGUGGAGAUCAAACAAGCUUCAUGUAUCCGAGUGGGGUUGACCGGUUCAAGCGACAGUUUGCACAUCUUGAGGAACAUUAUGGGAAAGGUGAAAAAGGCUCUCCAUUGUUGAGACAACAUGCCUCCUUACCUAGAGAGCGGGUUCCUGCUCCGAAAGAUGAAAAUAAUCAAAAUAAUGAUUGUGAACACCCGACCGGAUCAAAUCUUCACAGCCCAUCAGGCGUAGCAAAUUCUGGUGACCAAAACGGACCAUCAAACAACACGUCACGUUGUCUGUUGAAGAGUGCCAGCAUUAGCGGUUCGAAAUGUAUAGAUGUCAAAAAAAGUAAAGAUCCUGAGGAGGAGCCAAUUCCAGAGGUCAAUGAUGAAGCGGUGGACGAGUUGUCGGAGAAGGUUGCUGCUCUCCUUGCUUAGUUCAAGUUUUGAUUCAUUAUUUUGAUCCAACAAUGUUCAUUGAGGCUGUAAAGACCUAAUUCAAUCCAUGUUAUUUUCCACAAGAGAAAAAAAAAUUGUUGUUGCAUAGAAAUCCUACAAUUUUUUCUUAGAAGAUAAAUGUAGGACUACAUUGAUAUAAGCUACCAUUUUGUAUCAUUCACCACAAGAAGUCAUGUAAGUAUGUAUUUGUGUAAUAGUACUCAUUUCAUUACUACACCACAAUGUAUAUUAAUAGUCAAAUAUUUUUAUUCUCAGACCUCAAGUAGGGAUGAUCCAGUUGCAGAUGUUAGUGAAAAAUCUUGCUCUGCAUUAAAGUAAUUUUUUCUAAAAAUUGGUUUGUAAAUAUAUUACUACUAUUUUUUUUAUAUAAAUUAAUAACAUCUA
Messenger RNA from Trifolium pratense (red clover), 2201 nucleotides. Its product is annotated as mitogen-activated protein kinase 9-like. Gene Ontology annotation, cellular component: nucleus; cytoplasm. The record is from RefSeq and is a predicted model, not a curated record. Bases 282 to 1796 code for a protein of 504 amino acids. The transcript has 11 exons. Gene Ontology annotation, molecular function: ATP binding; MAP kinase activity. Gene Ontology annotation, biological process: protein phosphorylation; intracellular signal transduction. Lineage: Eukaryota; Viridiplantae; Streptophyta; Magnoliopsida; Fabales; Fabaceae.